AGAAGGAUACAAUGCCUGGAGAGACACAUCCAAACCCACUGAAAUCCUCACAAAGCUCUGCAAAGACAACAAGCUGGAUGGACCCUACUUUUAUCCUGGGAAAAUACAGAUAGGAAAUCAGGUCUUUUCUGGAAAAACAGUCUUCACGGAGGAGGACACAGAUGAGACAGUGGAGUCUUACGAGCACCUGGCCCUCAGGGUUUUACAGUCAUGGGAGGAUAUACCAGAGGUUGGGUGUAAGCUGGUUCCUGAGCACAUAGAAACUCGGCCACUGUACCACAAGGAUAAGCCAGGAAUGGAGCAGGGCCGCCUGCAGAUGUGGGUGGACAUGUUUCCCAAAGAUAUGCCUCCACCUGGACCUCCUGUUGACAUUUCACCAAGGCAGCCGAAAGGGUAUGAAUUGAGAGUAACUAUCUGGAACACUGAAGAUGUCAUUUUAGAGGAUGAGAAUAUCUUCACAGGACAAAAAUCAAGUGAUAUUUACGUUAAAGGGUGGAUAAAGGGUCUGGAGGAUGACAAGCAGGAGACCGAUGUGCACUACAACUCCCUGACUGGCGAGGGGAACUUCAACUGGCGCUUCCUGUUUCCAUUUCAGUAUCUCCCAGCUGAGAAGCAAAUGGUCAUCACCAAGAGGGAGAACAUCUUUUCCUUAGAGAAGAUGGAGUGUAAGACACCAGCCGUGUUGGUGCUCCAGGUUUGGGAUUUUGAAAGGCUGUCUUCGGAUGACUUUCUGGGCUCCCUGGAAAUGAACCUCAAUAGUUUCCCCCGAGCAGCCAAGUCUGCCAAAGCCUGCGAUUUCACCAAGUUUGAAAAUGCAAGUGAGGAGAACAAGAUCUCCAUAUUCCAGCAAAAGCGUGUGCGGGGCUGGUGGCCUUUUGCUAAAAGCAAGGAACUCACACAUACUUGA
Leptonychotes weddellii (Weddell seal) is the source of this 907-nucleotide messenger RNA. The record is from RefSeq and is a predicted model, not a curated record. Lineage: Eukaryota; Metazoa; Chordata; Mammalia; Carnivora; Phocidae.